AUGGAAUGCGAUAAAAGCAGUUGGACUGGAAUUCAGGGCGAUUUCCACUUACUGCCACCGAAAGUCCAACGUUUUGUGGCCGAAAAGGCGGAAUUAAUGCGUCCACGUGGCAUUUACAUCUGCGAUGGAAGUCAACAUGAAGCUGAUGAGAUCAUCGACAAAUUGAUUGAACGUGGUAUGCUAUCUCCAUUGAAGGCAUACGAGAACAACUAUAUCUGUCGUACUGAUCCCAAGGAUGUGGCUCGUGUUGAGUCGAAGACAUGGAUGGUCACACCGGACAAGUACCAAACCGUAUGCCACACACCGGACGGUAUUGAGCCAAUCAUGGGUCAUUGGAUGUCGCCCGAUAGUCUGGCCACUGAACUGGACAGCCGAUUCCCUGGCUGUAUGGCUGGUCGUAUCAUGUACGUGAUUCCCUUCUCUAUGGGACCCGUUGGUGGACCUUUGUCAAAGAUUGGAGUGCAGUUGACUGAUUCGAACUAUGUGGUCUUGUCAAUGCGUAUUAUGACUCGUGUCGGUCACGAAGUAUGGGAUGCAUUGGGUGAUAACGACUUUGUACGAUGCAUCCAUUCAGUCGGACUGCCUAGACCAGUAAAACAGCGUGUCAUCAAUCAUUGGCCAUGCAACCCUGAACGUGUACUGAUCGCUCAUCGACCUGCAGAAAGGGAGAUCUGGUCAUUCGGAUCCGGUUAUGGAGGCAAUUCAUUGCUCGGAAAGAAAUGCUUCGCUCUGCGUAUUGCUUCCAACAUUGCCAAGGACGAAGGCUGGAUGGCUGAACACAUGCUUAUCAUGGGUGUGACGCGGCCAGAUGGGAAGGAACACUUCAUCGCAGCCGCUUUCCCAUCGGCUUGUGGUAAGACGAACUUGGCCAUGUUGGAACCGGCUCUGCCAGGAUGGAAGGUUCGAUGUGUUGGUGACGAUAUUGCCUGGAUGAAAUUCGGUGAAGAUGGCCGUCUGUACGCUAUUAACCCCGAAUAUGGAUUCUUUGGAGUAGCACCAGGAACGUCCAAGAAAACGAACCCCAUGGCCGUUGCCACCUUCCAAAAGAACUCGAUCUUCACAAAUGUUGGUGAGACGGCUAACGGCGAGUACUUCUGGGAAGGACUCGAGGAUGAAAUCAAGGAUAAGAACGUGGAUAUGAUCAACUGGCUCGGAGAGAAAUGGAGAAUCGGCGACCCAGGAGUCUGCGCUCAUCCGAACUCCCGUUUUGCCGCCCCAGCCUCUCAAUGCCCCAUCAUCCAUCCCGAUUGGGAAAGCCCGAAAGGAGUUCCAAUCGAUGCCAUUAUCUUUGGUGGUCGUCGUCCAGCUGGUGUACCAUUGGUGUUCGAAACGAGAUCGUGGUUGCACGGUAUCUUCACGGGAGCCUGCCUCAAGUCAGAAGCCACCGCUGCCGCUGAACACAAAGGCAAGACUGUCAUGCACGACCCCAUGGCAAUGCGUCCAUUCAUGGGUUACAACUUUGGCCACUACCUCCAGCACUGGAUUGAUCUGAACAAGGAUGGAAGAAAGGUACCAAAGAUCUACCAUGUGAACUGGUUCCGAAGGGAUGCCAACAACAAAUUCCUCUGGCCUGGUUACGGUCAGAAUAUCCGUGUCAUUGAUUGGAUCGUUCGCCGACUUGACGGUGAACCUGACAUUGGCGUUGACACUCCUAUCGGAAUUGUACCGAAGAAGGGCGCAAUCAAUGCCAGUGGCCUACCCGAUAUCGACUGGGAUGAGCUCAUGUCGGUCCCGAAAGAUUACUGGACGAAUGAUGCCAAGGAGAUCAGAAAGUUCUUGGAGGAACAGGUGGGACCAGAUCUUCCGAAAGAAAUCCGUGCUGAAAUGGAUGCCCAAGAGGAGCGUAUCAACAAGCAAGCGUAA
This is a messenger RNA of Haemonchus placei, 1863 nucleotides long. The record is from the annotation of a GenBank genome assembly. NCBI's taxonomy places the organism in Eukaryota, Metazoa, Nematoda, Chromadorea, Rhabditida, Trichostrongylidae.